Messenger RNA from Gigantopelta aegis, 1427 nucleotides. RefSeq names its product leucine-rich repeat-containing protein 46-like. The transcript has 7 exons. The record is from RefSeq and is a predicted model, not a curated record. Lineage: Eukaryota; Metazoa; Mollusca; Gastropoda; Neomphalida; Peltospiridae. Gene Ontology annotation, molecular function: protein binding. The coding region runs from base 119 to 868 and encodes 249 amino acids.
UAUUGGUGUAUGUCGACAAGGACGCUAACGCCGUGCCGGCAGAUUAUAUAGGGUUUUUAAAACUAGAUUUAUCACUAAAUUACUUGCUCUGUGAUCUUCAUUGAUACACUGUUUAUGAAUGGCAAUGUUUGAAGCGGGUGAAACGGAACUUAUAGACACAGAAGAAAGGAAACCUGUUCGACUUUCUCUUCACUUGAUUGUCAAGCGGCAUCUUCCACCCAAAGCAACAUCUUGGACACAACAACAGAUACUUGAUGCACUGGCAAAGAUUACACGACUCCGGCUAGACAGGGAAAAUAUAGGUUAUGUUGACAGCCUGGACCUACUGAGUGAAAAUGUCACCCAUAUCUAUCUACAACAGAAUCGUAUUGAGAGGAUUAACAACUUUGACUGCUUACAAAGCAUCCAGUUUUUGACUCUGUCUGGUAACCGCAUCUCCACCAUUGAAAACCUUUCACAUCUCAAGAAACUCUUGUUCCUAGAUUUAUCUAGCAACAGCAUUUCUGACUUUGUAGAAGAUGAACUACCAAAGUCACUGGUUUUGUUAAAUCUUUCAGACAAUCCUUGUACACAGCUUGUGGACUACAGAGCCCGACUAAUCAAGUGUCUUCCGAAGCUGAGACAGUUGGACAAUGAAGAUGUUACAACUGGAGAGGAUGAAGGGAUGGAGUCAAAUUCAGAGGAGGAAGAAGAAACAUGUGAUGUGGUAAAAGAUGCCGUGACAUACACACCCAAAAGUGCCAAACUUGUGUGUGGUGAAAUACUUAUGCGAUCUCAGAACCGAAUUGAAGAUCAACUGAAAAUACAUAAACAGCAUUCAAAAGAACUUGAGGAAUUAAAAAAGAAGUUGAAUAUCAGUAGAAAAUAGCAACAUGUCAAAUUUCCUUGGAUGUUUGGGAAUGUUAUGAGUGAUUUGGCACCAAAGAUUGGAGUUUGGUAUUGAUCCGUUAAUGUUGAGGUUCAAAUGGCAUACGCAGGACAUGAACUAUAACGAGAUGUUGGUAAUUGAAUAAAAAAACAAAAUGUGAUCCAUGUGACCGACAUUCUACUUAUCAGUCUAAACAAUCACCCUUUUUAAGUUUGUUCAUUUUACUUUUUACUGGAAGUGAAUGUUUGUAUCACAUUAUUUCAUUAGGUAGCACUAUACCAAAACAUCUUACUAGGUCAAAGUUCAGUGCCAAACUGUUAUUAAAGUAUAGAAUAAAGCCAUGAUGUUGUCGAGAUAUGUGACAGUACUAUUCUCUGUUUUUUUUAAUAAUUCUAACUUCAGUAUUUGAUUUCAUCGAAUGUCAGUAUACCAGGUACAGUACUAUUGUACUUAAAACAUGUUAAUGUGGGUUGCCGCUCGCAUGUUUAUACACUUCCUGUUAUAUCUAAUAUUAUAUCGAAACCACCUCCAAUUAUUUUGAAUAAAUCUCAGGGUAUUU